This is a messenger RNA of Saccoglossus kowalevskii, 640 nucleotides long. RefSeq names its product AAC-rich mRNA AAC4 protein-like. The record is from RefSeq and is a predicted model, not a curated record. Lineage: Eukaryota; Metazoa; Hemichordata; Enteropneusta; Harrimaniidae.
GAGUUGUUGAAAACCGAGAUGGAGGUUGCGUACUUUCCAUAUGGUGGUUCUAUUACUGACUAUACGUGUCAGAUAUUCAACACAAAACUGGGCGUGUCUGUUACCAGGGCAAUGAAAUACAAAGGAGAAUUCGACAUAGAAGAUGCAGAAAAAUUGCUGAACAAAAAGUUGAAUGGUGUCAUCAAUGCCACCAAAAACUCGCUAGAAGACUGGUCCAAACAAAUCUUACAUAUUUGGUCUACGUCGAGUCACGUGACUAACACAGUGAUAAAAGCCUAUAAUGGACUUCCCAGUACGAUCACAUCAAAUACUGUUGUUCUCAUCACCACAGUUAAUAAACACGAAUCUAUUUUUAGAAACAAUGAAUAAUACGGGAGUCUACUACUACACGGACAACAACGUCGAAGAUCGCUACGUGCCAAUGACAGACUACUACUGAUGAACACGCUCAUAUCGCACAGUGGCGCCCCGGCGACGAUAAUGAUAUCCACCCACUUCCGUAUUCUUUUAUUGAUUCAAUAUUUUUACCAUCGUCAUUAAAUUGUUAACAGUAACUUACCCUCUAUGUGACAUAAUUACGUGUUGUCGAUCCGAGAAGUUAUGGUGCCAUGUUGAAAACAUCGCGAGACUUACCUGAGCC